AAGAAUGGUUCAACCUAUCGAAUGUCAAAUGUCACUGUCAAAUACUAAACAAAAAGUUAGACGGCAUUUUUUUUCUGGAGAGGAAUUAUUUUAUUCUUUCAGAUAGCUUCGAUUUUGCGAACAAAAUGUGUGAAGAUAAAGUUUUAUCUGAAAGUGAAAAACUAAUUUUCAAAGCCAUUUCCGAAAACGAUGCUACCUUACUACAGGCUUUACUAUCUGAAAAUAUAAACGCGAAUAUUGUUGAUGAAAACUCAAUGACACCUUUGCAACAUGCUGCUUAUAAGGGCAAUAAGGAAAUAGUUCAAAAUCUUCUGGAUCAGGGAGCUGACGUGAAUUACAGCGAACAUCAACAUAAUUACACUGCCCUACACUUUGCUGGACUGUCUGGAAAGGCUGAUGUAUGUUAUGCACUUCUUCUCUCUGGUGCUAAAACGGAUGUAACAAACAGUGUUGGUCGCACUGCUUCUCAGAUGGCUGCCUUUGUAGGCCACCAUGACUGCGUUGCAAUCAUUAAUAACUUCAUCCCAAAAUCUGACAUUGAAUAUUAUACAACAGUUCAAGGAAGUCAAACAUCACCCUAUCUUCCAAUAUUCCUGGUAGAAAGCUUUCAUAAAUUCGUCAUGCAGAUCAACAUUCAUCCUGCAAAAGUGGUUUUGAAUGUACACAAUUUUGUAGGAUUAUCAGACCACCUAACUGAAAUUAAGAAGGUAUUGGAGCUUAUGAGUGAAAAAGAAAUGAAACGUGGUUCGGAAACAAAUGAGGUAAUGUCUUUCAAGUUUCACUACCUUUCAUACAUUAUUGGAGAGAUAAUUAAGAUACGACAGAGGCAGGCUUCUACAAAAAAAGAUGAAAAGGAAGAUGAGAAGAAACUGGAUAUAACUGAACUCUUCACGAGAAAGUUAUUGAAGCCGGGUAAGGAUGGUCAAUUGGAAUUCAUGGAUCGAUUUCUAAAAGAAUGUAUCAGAGAAUUCCCCCAUAGAGAGUGUACGUUAUUUCGACAAAUGGUGGCUAGUUUGGCGAGUACAGAUCCACCACCUGCUUUCAACGUUGUAAACUCGGCCAUUAAUGGACAGAGAGGCUUUAUGGACAAUAUAUCGAUAUGCAAUACCUGUGGAGAGGAGAAGCCAGCCAAAAAGUGUUCAAAAUGUAAAGCUGUGGAGUACUGUGAUAGAAACUGUCAAAGGUUACACUGGCACUGGCACAAAAAAGCGUGUUCCAGAUUGAGUCAAGGAAUAGUCGAAAAUGAGCCACAAAUUAAACCAAAUGUAAAUGAGUUAUCAACAGAAAUACAAAAUCUUUUAGUGAACAAUUAAUUAUAUAUUUGAUGUGUUUAUUUAUAUUUUACGACAGUCAUGCUUUGAUUAAAUGUAAUUCAUCUUGGAAAUGUAUUAGUAAACUUUUGUCAAU
Molecule: messenger RNA, 1407 nt
Organism: Leptinotarsa decemlineata (Colorado potato beetle)
Lineage: Eukaryota; Metazoa; Arthropoda; Insecta; Coleoptera; Chrysomelidae
Product: ankyrin repeat and MYND domain-containing protein 2
Molecular function (GO): protein binding
Source: RefSeq, a predicted model, not a curated record